Thamnophis sirtalis is the source of this 3037-nucleotide messenger RNA. The record is from RefSeq and is a predicted model, not a curated record. Lineage: Eukaryota; Metazoa; Chordata; Lepidosauria; Squamata; Natricidae.
GCUCGGGAGAAGGCAUGGGACGGGCUCCCAGCAGCGGCUGCUCGGAUUUGCCGUGAGAACUCGUCUUUCCUGCCUCUUCGCUUCCCCGUUCGGUCGUUGGGCGGCAGAUCGAAAGCGGGAGCUUUCCCAUCGGACUCACGAGAGAGAGAGGGAGAAAGAGAGAGAGAGAGAGAGAGAGAGCGCUAAAAGAAAAUAUGAGGGGCCGUCGACCAGUCUGAGUCCGAGCAGCGAAUGCCUAAGCAGGAGGAAGAAAUGUGGCCGAGAGGUUGAAGCAUGCACCCAGCCAGAGUGUGAAGAAAGCGGAGAGAGCCCUUUGCUAGGAGCCCAUGGACUCUGCCAUGGAAGACAGCAGGAGGUUCUUGUUUCUCCUCCUUUAUCUUCGCCUGGGUGUCCUUCAGACUUCCCAGCAAGUGUUCAGGAUCGGGGGGAUAUUUGAAAUGGUGGAAAAUGAACCUGUUAAUGUUGAAGAACUAGCUUUCAAGUUUGCAGUCACCAAUAUUAACAGAAACAGAACACUGAUGCCUAAUACUACAUUGACCUAUGACAUCCAGAGAAUUAAUCUCUUCGAUAGUUUUGAAGCCUCAAGAAGAGCAUGUGACCAGCUUGCUCUAGGGGUAGCUGCACUAUUUGGACCAUCCCACAGUUCAUCAGUCAGUGCAGUACAAUCUAUUUGCAAUGCACUUGAAGUUCCACAUAUUCAGACACGAUGGAAACAUCCAACAGUGGAUCUCAAAGACUCUUUUUACAUCAACCUCUAUCCAGACUAUGCAGCCAUCAGCCGGGCAGUUUUAGAUUUGGUGCUACAUUACAACUGGAAGAUAGUAACAGUUGUAUAUGAAGACAGUACAAGUCUAAUUCGUCUGCAAGAGCUCAUCAAAGCCCCUUCAAGGUAUAACAUUAAAAUUAAAAUACGCCAAUUGCCCUCUGGAAAUAAGGAUGCUCGGCCAUUACUCAAGGAGAUGAAGAGGGGCAGAGAGUUCUUUGUGAUAUUUGAUUGUUCACAUGACACAGCAGCUGAAAUCAUGAAACAGGAUUUGUUUGCACUAGACCUGGAACCCUAUAGAUAUAGUGGAGUUAAUAUGACUGGAUUUCGUCUGCUCAACAUUGACAAUACACAAGUGGCUUCUGUUGUUGAUAAAUGGUCAAUGGAAAGAUUACAGGCACCACCCAGGCCAGAGACGGGACUCCUGGAUGGCAUGAUGACUACAGAAUCAGCUUUGAUGUACGAUGGUGUUUACAUGGUAGCAAUGGCAUCCCAGUGGGCCUUCCAAAUGACAGUCAGUUCCCUCCAGUGUCACCGGCAUAAGCCAUGGCGGUUUGGAACUCGCUUUAUGAAUCUGAUAAAAGAGGGCCACUGGACUGGUUUGACAGGACGGAUUUCUUUCAACAAAACAGAUGGUUUAAGAAAAGAUUUUGAUUUGGAUAUCAUCAGCCUGAAGGAAGAUGGAAUGGAAAAGGUGGCUGGUGAAGUUUCUAAUCAUUUAUAUAAAGUUUGGAAGAAGAUUGGAAUUUGGAAUUCAAACCGUGGCCUUAAUAUGACUAACAGCAAUAAAGACCGGUCUACCAAUAUAACAGAUUCACUAGCAAAUCGGACACUCAUAGUCACCACUAUUUUGGAAGAUCCCUAUGUCAUGUACAAGAAAUCUGACAAACCUCUCUAUGGUAAUGAUAGAUUUGAAGGUUACUGCCUGGAUUUAUUGAAGGAGUUAUCAAAUAUUUUAGGCUUCAUCUAUGAAGUAAAACUAGUAUCUGAUGGAAAAUACGGAGCCCAGAAUGACAAAGGAGAAUGGAAUGGAAUGGUUAAAGAACUCAUAGAUCAUAAAGCUGACCUGGCAGUUGCUCCCCUCACUAUUACCUACGUAAGAGAAAAAGUAAUAGACUUUUCAAAGCCAUUCAUGACGCUGGGAAUCAGUAUUUUGUACCGGAAGCCUAAUGGCACAAAUCCUGGGGUUUUCUCGUUUCUAAAUCCUCUUUCUGCUGAUAUUUGGAUGUAUGUGCUGCUAGCCUGCCUGGGAGUCAGCUGUGUGCUCUUUGUCAUUGCACGGUUUACACCCUACGAGUGGUAUAACCCCCACCCAUGCAACCCUGACUCAGAUGUGGUGGAAAACAAUUUUACUUUACUUAAUAGUUUCUGGUUUGGAGUUGGAGCUCUCAUGCAGCAAGGAUCAGAGCUGAUGCCAAAAGCUCUUUCCACCAGAAUAGUAGGAGGAAUAUGGUGGUUUUUUACCUUAAUUAUAAUCUCAUCCUACACUGCUAAUUUGGCUGCCUUCUUAACGGUUGAGAGGAUGGAGUCACCUAUUGAUUCAGCAGAUGAUUUAGCAAAACAAACUAGGAUAGAAUAUGGAGCUGUUAGAGAUGGAUCAACCAUGACAUUUUUCAAGAAAUCCAAAAUAUCAACAUAUGAGAAAAUGUGGGCUUUUAUGAGCAGUAGGCAACUGACAGCUCUGGUGAAGAACAAUGAUAUAGGCAUCCAGCGGGUGCUUACUACUGAUUAUGCUCUGCUGAUGGAAUCAACCAGUAUAGAAUAUGUCACUCAGAGAAACUGCAAUCUCACCCAGAUUGGGGGACUCAUUGAUUCAAAAGGUUAUGGCGUAGGAACUCCAAUUGGCUCUCCUUAUAGAGACAAAAUCACUAUUGCCAUUCUCCAGUUACAAGAGGAAGGAAAGUUGCACAUGAUGAAGGAAAAAUGGUGGCGAGGCAACGGCUGCCCAGAGGAGGACAGUAAAGAAGCUAGUGCCCUCGGCGUGGAAAAUAUUGGGGGCAUUUUCAUAGUGCUUGCAGCAGGACUAGUUCUUUCUGUGUUUGUAGCUAUUGGAGAAUUUUUUUACAAAUCAAAGAAAAAUAGUGACAUUGAACAGGCCUUUUGUUUCUUUUAUGGACAACAAUGUAAACAAACUCAUCCAUCCAACUCCAUUUCUGGAACUACCUUAUCUACAGAGUUAGACUGUGGCAAAUUAAUUCGGGAAGAACAAGGGAUUCGAACACAACCCUCAAUCCAUACUGUAUAGUUAUCAUAAAGGAAAGGUGUGUUUAGCUA